CCCGCUUUGCCGGAGCGCUGUUGCGGCCCCGAAACUUCUGCGCGCAGCCCAAACUAACCCCACGUGAAGCGACGGACUGUUCUAUGACUGCAAAGAUGGAAACGACCUUCUACGACGAUGCCCUCAACGCCUCGUUCCUCCAGUCCGAGAGCGGCGCGUACGGCUACAGUAACCCCAAGAUCCUGAAACAGAGCAUGACCCUGAAUUUGGCCGACCCGGUGGGCAGCCUGAAGCCGCACCUCCGCGCCAAAAACUCGGACCUCCUCACCUCUCCCGACGUGGGGCUGCUGAAGUUGGCGUCGCCCGAGCUGGAGCGCCUGAUAAUCCAGUCCAGCAAUGGGCACAUCACCACCACGCCGACCCCCACCCAGUUCCUGUGCCCCAAGAACGUGACGGACGAGCAGGAGGGCUUCGCCGAGGGCUUCGUGCGCGCCCUGGCCGAACUGCACAGCCAGAACACGCUGCCCAGCGUCACGUCCGCGGCGCAGCCGGUCAGCGGGGCGGGCAUGGUGGCUCCCGCGGUGGCCUCGGUGGCGGGCGGCAGUGGCAGCGGCGGCUUCAGCGCCAGCCUGCACAGCGAGCCACCGGUCUACGCCAACCUCAGCAACUUCAACCCGGGCGCGCUGAGCAGCGGCGGCGGGGCGCCCUCCUACGGCGCGGCCGGCCUGGCCUUUCCCGCGCAGCCCCAGCAGCAGCAGCAGCCGCCGCAGCCGCCGCACCACCUGCCCCAGCAGAUGCCUGUGCAGCACCCGCGGCUGCAGGCCCUGAAGGAGGAGCCGCAGACAGUGCCCGAGAUGCCCGGCGAGACGCCGCCCCUGUCCCCCAUCGACAUGGAGUCCCAGGAGCGGAUCAAGGCGGAGAGGAAGCGCAUGAGGAACCGCAUCGCUGCCUCCAAGUGCCGGAAAAGGAAGCUGGAGAGGAUCGCCCGGCUGGAGGAAAAAGUGAAAACCUUGAAAGCGCAGAACUCGGAGCUGGCGUCCACAGCCAACAUGCUCAGGGAACAGGUGGCACAGCUUAAACAGAAAGUCAUGAACCACGUUAACAGUGGAUGCCAACUCAUGCUAACGCAGCAGUUGCAAACAUUUUGAGGAGAGACUGUAGAGGGCUGAGGGGCAACGGAGAAAAAACAUAACACAGAGAGACAGACUUGAGAACUUGACAAGUUGUGACAGAGAGAAAAAAAGGAGUGUCCGAGAACUAAAGCCAAGGGUAUCCAAGUUGGACUGGGUUGCGCCCUGACGGCGCCCCCAGUGUGCACGAGUGGGAAGGACUUGGCGCGCCCUCCCUUGGCGAGGAGCCAGGGAGCGGCCGCCUGCGGGCUGCCCCGCUUUGCGGACGGGCUGUCCGCGCCCGAACAGAACGUUAGACUUUUCUUUAACAUUGACCAAGAACUGCAUGGACCUAACAUUCGAUCUCAUUCAGUAUUAAAAGGGGGGAGGGGCGGGGGUUACAAACUGCAAUACUGUAGAUUGCUUCUGUAGUACUCCUUAAGAACACAAAGCAGGGGGGUGGGCUGGGGCGGGGAGGCGGGAGGGAGGUUUGUGAGAGUGAGGCUGAGCCUACUGAUGAACUCUUUCUGGCCUGCCUUCGUUAACUGUGUAUGUACAUAUAUAUAUUUUUUAAUUUGAUGAAAGCUGAUUACUGUCAAUAAACAGCUUCAUGCCUUUGUAAGUUAUUUCAUGUUUGUUUGUUUGGGUGUCCUGCCCAGUGUUGUUUGUAAAUAAGAGAUUUGGAGCACUCUGAGUUUACCAUUUGUAAUAAAGUAUAUAAUUUUUUUA
Molecule: messenger RNA, 1778 nt
Organism: Lemur catta (Ring-tailed lemur)
Lineage: Eukaryota; Metazoa; Chordata; Mammalia; Primates; Lemuridae
Gene: JUN
Product: Jun proto-oncogene, AP-1 transcription factor subunit
Exons: 1
Coding region: 84-1088 (334 amino acids)
Biological process (GO): regulation of cell cycle; regulation of transcription by RNA polymerase II; regulation of cell population proliferation
Cellular component (GO): transcription regulator complex
Molecular function (GO): transcription factor binding; RNA polymerase II cis-regulatory region sequence-specific DNA binding; DNA-binding transcription factor activity, RNA polymerase II-specific
Source: RefSeq, a predicted model, not a curated record